CCCUCUGUCUCUUUCUCCUCAGAAUCCACAACCCUGGGGAAUGGCUCAUCUCUUUCUGUCCUGGAGGGUCAAUCUCUGCAUCUGCUCUGUGUCGUCGACAGCCGUCCCCCUGCCAGGCUGAGCUGGUCCUGGGGGAACCUGACCCUGUAUCCCCCGCAGACCGUGGACCCUGGGGUGCUGGAGCUGUCUGCAGAGCACCUCAGGGGGGGAGGGGAAUUCACCUGCCGUGCUCAGAACCCUCUGGGCUCCCAGCACAUCUCCCUGAGCCUGUCACUGCAGAGGAGGUCAGGGCCCAUGGCCCAGGUGGUCCUGGUGGCCAUCUGGGAGGUGGCUGUCAAGAUCCUGCUCCUCGGCCUCUGCCUCAUCUUGCUCAGAGUGAGGUCCUGCAGGAAGAGGGCAGAAAGGCCAGCUAUGGGCGAGGAGCUUGGAAACACUGUCACCAGUUAGUCUCAGGUCAGUGACACGGUCUCCGCAUCCCACAUGAUCAGGGACCCCCCUCUCUUCAAGGCCCCAGGUUGGCCACCUCCCCUUGGCUGCAGGUGA
Messenger RNA from Marmota flaviventris (yellow-bellied marmot), 543 nucleotides. NCBI's taxonomy places the organism in Eukaryota, Metazoa, Chordata, Mammalia, Rodentia, Sciuridae. The record is from RefSeq and is a predicted model, not a curated record.